AUGCCGCGAGGGCAGAGCCGGGGCCUCUUCGCCCUCUUCGACUCGCGCGACGACGACGACGACCUCGCGACGGCGCGUCUUUCGCGCCGCGACACCCAUCUCCACUCCGCCUCCACCUUCGUCUUCUGGCCAUCGGCCUUUGAAUCCAACCGCCGCGUCGUCGCCGGUGUCGUCCGCUGCCCCGCGCUGCCGCCCGUCUCCUUCAUCACCAUGUCCCAGCGUCGCAGGUCCGCCGUCCCCGAGACGCCGCGCGUCAUUUCCCCCAGCCCGACGCCCUCGGAGCUCGACGCCGCUGAAUACUUUGGUCCCACGACGCGUUCUGCCGCCAGGAAGCGGGUCUCGACGCCGCACACCCUCGACGAGGAUGGCGCCGAGGACGAGCACGAGCAAGACGAAGUCCCCGGCCUGCGCAGGUCCCGAACGAGGAGCCGCUCGCCCAUCGACGGCCGCAAGAUCGCCCGCAUGACGCCCAGCAACUCGAGCCAGGCGACCAAGGCAAAGGCGAAGGCGACAAGUCCAACUGCCGGGAACGGGAAGCUCGGGACCACCAAUGGUCAUCUUGCUCCUCCCCAACCCACCGCGCCCUCGGGAUGGAGCUGGCGCGACUUCAGCCGUAGCCCGAGCCCGCUCGGACUCAUCCCGAUCCAUCGCCACUGGAGAACCUUUGUGCACAAGCACGAGGUCCCGCGCAAGGUCCUUCACGUGUCCAUUGGCUUCUUCGUCGUCUGGCUGUACACCACCGGCACGCAGACGAGCUCCGUGCCACCCUAUCUGAUGGGAGCGCUGAUCCCCAUCGCGACCACGGACUGGCUGCGCCACAGGUACGAGUCUGUCAACCGGCUCUACGUCAAGCUGCUCGGUGCCUUGAUGCGCGAGAGCGAGUAUUCGGGCUGGAAUGGCGUCAUCUUCUACCUCCUGGGCGCCUGGAUCGUCCUCUACUUCUUCCCCAAGGACGUGGGCGUCAUGAGCGUCCUGCUCCUCAGUUGGUGCGACACCGCCGCCAGCACCUUUGGCCGCCUCUGGGGCAGAUACACCCCCCGGCUCCGGCGCGGCAAGUCGUUGGCCGGCUCGCUGGCCGCUUUUGUCGUCGGUGUGGCGACGUCGUACUUCUUCUACGGCUGGCUGGUCCCGACCAUCGGGCCCAUGCCCGGCGACGAGGGCUUCAUGUUCAAGAACGCCCUGUCGCUGCCGAGCUCCGUUACGAACGCCCUCGGCAUCUCCAAGGCCGCGGCCACCAUCACGGGCCCCUUGGCGCUCGGCGUCAUGGGCCUGUGGUCCGGCUUCGUCGCCUCCACCAGCGAAGUCAUCGACAUCUUCGGCUGGGAUGACAAUCUGACGAUACCCGUCCUCAGCGGCAUCGGCAUCUGGGGCUUCCUCAAGCUCUUCUCCUAG
Molecule: messenger RNA, 1392 nt
Organism: Purpureocillium lilacinum
Lineage: Eukaryota; Fungi; Ascomycota; Sordariomycetes; Hypocreales; Ophiocordycipitaceae
Biological process (GO): phosphatidic acid biosynthetic process
Cellular component (GO): endoplasmic reticulum membrane
Molecular function (GO): ATP-dependent diacylglycerol kinase activity
Source: RefSeq, a predicted model, not a curated record